Messenger RNA from Coffea arabica (coffee), 1620 nucleotides. Its product is annotated as putative pentatricopeptide repeat-containing protein At1g74400. Lineage: Eukaryota; Viridiplantae; Streptophyta; Magnoliopsida; Gentianales; Rubiaceae. The record is from RefSeq and is a predicted model, not a curated record. Gene Ontology annotation, molecular function: protein binding; RNA binding. Gene Ontology annotation, biological process: RNA modification.
ACCGGUGGUUUACCAAUUUACGGUUUCCAUUUCUAUGCUAGAAACCCUACCUCAGCCAGUAAUCGCCACAUACUAUACAUACAUGAUCAGAUGUUAAGAUUCUUGAACCCUUGUAUAGAGAAAAGGGUAGCCAAAUCAUUUGCGAGUAUAAGCCAUGUCGAACUUCAAAAUAAUCUCAGCUCAAAAAGACCCAAUAACGCCCUUCAAAGUUACCUUAAGUCCAAUCCCUCCAAGACUUUCUUGCUAUUUUCUGACUUGCUCAGGAGAAAUACCUCCCUGCUUGAUAGCUACUCUCUUCUGUAUGCAAUCAAAGCUUGCACCAAAAAAGCCGGAGCCAUUGAAGGAAAACAAGUUCAUACUCUUGUACUGAAACUAGGCUACGAACCCAUCAUUUUCCUGCAAACAUCUCUCGUAAACAUGUAUUCUGCAGCUGGAAAUCUUGCUGAUGCGCGUCGGAUGUUUGAAGAAAUGCCAACUAGAAACGUAAUUUGUUGGACUUCAUUGGUUUCUGCUUAUGUUGAUAACCAGGAAGCAAAUGCAGCUUUAGAGAUGUUCAGGCGGAUGCAAAAGGAAAAUGUGAAGCCUGAUCAUGUUACACUGACGGUUGCUUUAUCGGCUUGUGCUGAUCUUGGGGCAUUGGAGAUGGGAGAGUGGAUUCAUGGUUACAUCACUCAAAAAAGCGAGUUAAAUGCAGAUUUAUACCUGAAAAAUGCCCUCAUUAACAUGUAUGUAAAAUGUGGGGAUAUUGGAAGAGCCAAGGAAUUGUUUGAUAACCUGAAAAGAAAGGAUGUUACAUCUUGGACAUCCAUGAUUGUGGGAUAUGCAGUACACGGCCAAGCAGAGGACGCGUUAAGGCUUUACGCGGCCAUGGAAAAAGAAAGCAAAAGUAUGACCAAUAAAAAGUGCAGUCAUAAAGCUCAUUUGAUUAUCCCUAACGAUGUUACUUUCGUAGGAGUCUUAAUGGCUUGUAGCCAUGCAGGCAUGUUAGAAGAGGGGAAAAAGUACUUCAGAAUUAUGACUGAGGAGUUUGGUUUGAAGCCUAGACUUCCUCAUUAUGGCUGCAUGGUUGAUCUCUUUUGUCGAAAAGGGAUGCUAAAAGAUGCUAACGAGUUUAUCUUGGCAAUGCUAGUUGAACCAAACGCGAUCAUAUGGAGGACAUUGCUAGGUGCAUGUACCAUUCAUGGCAAUCUAGACCUUGCUGCAGAAGCUUACAAUAAGCUGCUUCAACUGGAGGAAAGCGUUGUUGGCGACGAUGUUCUUAUGUCCAAUAUAUAUGCUGCAAAAGAAAUGUGGAAUGAAAAGUUGAAGGUCAGAGAUGAAAUAAAGCAGAGGAGGACCCCUGGCCACAGCACAAUUGAGGUGGGAAGUUGCAUUUAUGAGUUCGUUAGCGCUGAUGAUCAUCAUCCUUUGGCAAGUGAUAUUUACAGUGUUCUUGAUCAUUUGAUUGGAAACAUGAGAACUUACAGCUACGCUUCCCAGUUUUCUACUUUGACUGAAUACUUGAUGUAAAGGAAAACUAUUAACUCGCUUGAUUAUAGGAUGCGGUUGAAAAGGUCUUCCUUGGCAUGUUCUUGUUGCGUAAAUAAGCAAUCCCAAGGAGAAACUUGUAAUUGGGGAAAA